Thamnophis elegans (Western terrestrial garter snake) is the source of this 1644-nucleotide messenger RNA. It is a transcript of the gene VRK2, whose product is annotated as VRK serine/threonine kinase 2. Gene Ontology annotation, molecular function: ATP binding; protein serine/threonine kinase activity. The record is from RefSeq and is a predicted model, not a curated record. Gene Ontology annotation, biological process: peptidyl-serine phosphorylation; signal transduction. The coding region runs from base 275 to 1627 and encodes 450 amino acids. The transcript has 14 exons. Lineage: Eukaryota; Metazoa; Chordata; Lepidosauria; Squamata; Natricidae. Gene Ontology annotation, cellular component: cytoplasm; nucleus.
UAAGGAUUGCCUUGAGAACGCCCAGCGUCAGAGGAACGGCGGGGAGAAGAGGAAAAAGAGAAGUACCGCCGAGCGCGUGCGGGAGAGGCGGGGGCGUGGCCUUACUUCUCCAGGGGAUCCCUUUUCUUCCUGUAUCUUAAGAAGAGGAGAGAAUCCAAGCAUACAAAGGCAUAAUGCCUCCCAAAAAAGCAUAUAAAAAACAGCCUCCCAGAUCCUCUUCAAGAAGGAAUAAUAUGGACGGAUACCCAAAAAACGUAAAUGGAGGUUGGGUCCUAUGAUUGCUUAUGGAGGAUUUGGCUUGGUCUAUCUAGCUUCCCCUUAUCUUGAUGUUCCUGUAGAAAACAAUGCUGUGUAUGUCAUUAAAGUGGAAUAUCUUGAAAAUGGGCCUUUAUUUUCAGAACUGAAAUUCUACCAACGUGCUGCAAAAGAAGAACAUAUCAAAAAAUGGAUGAAGAUGAAACAACUAACAUUUUUAGGCAUUCCUGUUUUCUUUGGAUCAGGCCAAAUCAAACAUCUUGGUAAAAGUUACAGAUUUAUGGUGAUGGAAAGAUUAGGAGAAGAUCUUCAAACUGUCUUUGAAAGAGAAGGGAGAAAAUUUGACAAGGAAACUGUUCUGCAGAUUGGGAUGCAGGUGCUAGAUGUCUUGGAAUAUAUUCAUGAAAAUGAAUAUGUGCAUGGGGAUAUUAAAGCAGCAAAUUUACUUUUGGACUACAAAAAUUCAUAUGAGGUUUAUCUUGCUGAUUAUGGACUCGCCUACAGAUAUUGUCCCAGUGGGAACCACAAAGAAUAUCAGGAAAAUCCUAAAAGGGGCCAUAAUGGUACAAUGGAAUUUACCAGCAUAGAUGCACACAAGGGAGUAGCACCAUCCCGAAGAGGGGACCUUGAAACCUUGGGCUACUGUAUGUUGCAGUGGAUCUGUGGAAGUCUACCCUGGGAGCAGAAUUUGAAGCAUCCUGAGGCUGUGCAAGCUGCAAAAACAAAGCUUCUUGAUGAACUGCCUGAUUCAGUAACAAGGUGGGCUGCUGCAGGAGAAAACUGUGGUGAAAUAGCCAGAUUUUUAAAAAAUGUAUCCAAUUUAACAUAUGAUGAAAAACCCCAAUAUGAAAUAUUGAGGAAAAUCCUUUUGAAUGGCCUGGAACAAAAAGGAAUUUGUUACAUGGAGACACUGGAUUUACCCUCUGUUCAAACCUCUCUAAAUGAAUGCACAAUUCACCACAGGAAAGCUCAUUUGCUGAUGCCGACACUGAAGCAAGUUAAAGGACAAGAAAGCCAACUAGAGAACAAGGAAUUUUUUAAUCUUAAAAAAGCCACUGCACAAAUGAAAAGUAGCCAAAUACAAGAUAAGCCAGUUCUCGUUAGAUUGAAUAAGUUUACUCAAGCUUCAGUGGACUAUGUAAAAUCAUUGCCCUGGACAGAUUCCUGCAGUUCUUUCCAGAAUUUUGAAGAAAAUUGUAGAGAAAAUGGAAUCACAUAUUCAGCAGUCCAUCGACCAGAACAUGUUCAAAGUCUAACUAGCUCUUACACAUGCUGGUCCCCUCAGAUUGGAUUGCAUGGAAAACUGUUUCAGUAUAUUGUGGCCAUUGUUGUCCUUGUCUUCUUAAUAAUGCUAUCUCUCUAUUUCCUUUGAUGCUUUCUCCAGUAAGU